Striga hermonthica is the source of this 1122-nucleotide messenger RNA. Lineage: Eukaryota; Viridiplantae; Streptophyta; Magnoliopsida; Lamiales; Orobanchaceae. The record is from the annotation of a GenBank genome assembly.
AUGCCCUCCCAAUUGAAAUUUUCUUGGGUUCAUUACCAUACCAACCCAAAAGAUGAGUCAAUUUUCUCCUCCUCACCAUCUUCUUCCUACAAUCCCAAUAGCCCCAAUCCCUUGAAACAAACAAGCCCUAACAGAAUCAGCCCAUCAGUCCUCUACGCCAUCGUGAUUCUAGCACUCCUCUUCUUCCUAUCCGGCGUUCUACACUUGCUCGUCCGAUUCUUCACCAAAAAAUCCCAACCCAACACCACCACCACCGGCAGCAGCACAGAAAUCGACCCGUCUGCCCAAAAUGCCCUUCAGAGGCAGCUUCAGCAGCUUUUCCACUUGCACGACUCCGGAUUGGACCAAUCCCUCAUAGAUAUAUUGCCGGUUUUCACGUACAAGGAUAUUUUGGGGGAUGCCCAAGAGCCCUUUGACUGUGCCGUCUGUUUGUGCGAAUUUACCGAAAGCGAUCGAUUGAGAUUGCUCCCUAUGUGCAGCCACGCUUUCCACAUGGGCUGCAUCGACACCUGGCUUGUGACAAACUCGACCUGCCCCCUUUGCCGUGGGGCGGUUCUUGACCCGGCCCUGAACCACAUUUUCGAAAGUGACGGGUCUAGGGUGGACGACUCGUGUUCGGAUGGGAGUGGGAGUGGGAGUGGGAGUGGCGGUAUGAAAAAGAGUGUGGAAAUAGAGGAAGUUGAGGCAGAGGAGGAGGAGGAGGAGGAAGAGGAGGAGGGGGUUUUUCCGGUGAGGUUGGGUAAGUUCCGGAAGACGGAUGAAGGGGAGGAGGGGAGUAAUGGGGAGGGGUGUGGAAGUAGCAAAUUGGGUGUGGAUGCAAGGAGGUGUUACUCGAUGGGGUCGUAUGAGUAUGUGGUUGGGAACGCUAAUCUUAGGGUGGCCUUGAGAGGGGAAAACUCGAGCCAGGGUGCAGAUGGAGUUGGUGAGGGUGGUGAUAAUGGGAAGAGAAUAUGUAACGGUGUAAGAAAUGAUAGCUACUCGGUUUCGAAGAUUUGGCUGUGGUCGAGUAGGGGAGGACCUGUGGGACUCCGAAGCUGUACACUCUUGGGCGACCAGCGGGCCGACCACUUCAGGUAUCUGCAUUCUGCUCCUCCCAAGUUUCGAUCCCGCCACCCGGCAUAA